This is a messenger RNA of Caenorhabditis angaria, 4082 nucleotides long. The record is from the annotation of a GenBank genome assembly. Lineage: Eukaryota; Metazoa; Nematoda; Chromadorea; Rhabditida; Rhabditidae.
AUGACACAAAUCGAGUCAUCAUCACCAGCUUCACAAUGUGCAGCGACAUCGCCGAUUCCUGUCGAAGAUCCGCCCGCUGAAACUCCCGAAUUAACAGCAGCACCUUGCGCAGGUUGCGUACAAUUGCACCACGAAAUCAAGCAGAACGUGCAACAAAUGAUGGAUAAAUUCGAUUUGAUGUAUAUGAGACUUGAGAGUUUUAUCAGUGAUAAAGAGAAGGAUCGCAUGUCAGAGAUUGGAAGUGAGGAAAAAGAUGCGCCAUCACCAUCAGGAAGUCGAAGCUCGCCAAAUCUGCAAAAUGGAACUGGAAAAGGUGGAGCCGGUUCGCGGAAGCGAAAACCAACCAAAGAAUCGAUUAAUCGUGUUGGCGCACUUCUUGAAGCCGCGCAGAAUUCGGAAAAUUUCUUGAAUGGAUUAUCAGAUGAGAAACGACAGAUCUCAACACCAGUCUCGGCUAGUUCACCAUUUCCAGAUUUUAACAAUUUUGCAAACGGAUUUAUGUGUGAGUUUUUUAGGUUUACAUCCUAGUCCCCCUGGAUUAUUUUUCACUGAUAUUUUUAUUUGUUUCCAGUCGAUCCAAUGGCUCACCAACAACAAAUGAUGAAUAUUCUGGCGAUGGUCCAACAACAACAAGGACCCGCUGAAAAUGCUGCUGGAACUCCAGCCAAACAAGUGAAACAGGAGAAAGAGGAAAUUAUCAUUAGACAACCGAAAAUCGAAAUUAGCGAAGAGCAACCAUCGCAAAGUAUUAUGGAACAAUUGACGGCGCAUUUGAAUGGGGUAAGAAUUGGGGUUCUAGAGUCAAGACCUUAAGUGUAAGGCCCUAAAUUUUUGAAUAAACCAAUAUAUCUUGGCUGAAUAAAUCUCACCUUAUAAUCUUUUAACACAGCCCGCCGCUCUCCCAAACAAAGAACAUUUUUUGUUCGCAAAAAAGUUUAUGUGACCCUCUAUUCUAACACAUUUAUCUUUUUUUUUGGAUAGAUGUUUCACCUGCCGCCGCCGCUUUUUUUGUUGUUAGUUUUGCGAAAUUUAUCGCGCGCAAAAAAGUUUUGGGUGAUAGGGAAAUUUGAAAGUUUUGGGGGUUUUAAAGGUGGAGUUCGAGAUAAAAAUUGCAUUUUUGCAUUUUCUCAAGCCAUUUUACACGGGUUUUCACUGUUUUCUUCACCUUUACGUAAUUUAAAAAAUCAUCCCAAAUGUUUUUUUUUCCAGAAACUCCAAGAAACCCAACAACCAACAUCAGCCACAGCCAACAUCAAAACAUCACCAUCGCAAGCUUCUGCCGCGCCAGCCACCACACCAUCCACCAACAAUUCAGCAGCCAACAAUGCCGCUUCGAAUAAUGAUGAAGAUGAGUUGAGUGCGUCGUUGUCGCGAUGCUCGAAUUGUAUGACGACCAAAACGACAGCUUGGCGACGCGAUUUGACGGGAAAAUUGGUGUGCAACGCGUGCGGAUUAUAUUAUCGAUUACAUCGGGUGAGCUUUUUUGAAAAUUUUUUGGGAGAAUCGGGGAUUUUUGGAUGAAAUGGUGGAUAAAUAAGGAUUUUCCGGUACAAAUUUAAAAUCAUAAAUUUUCAAAUCUCCAAAACAUAUAAUUUCUUGGCGCCUCAUACAUAUUUCAAAAAAGAUAAUUAUUAUUAGGCAGCAGCUGAUUGGUUUUUCUGCCUCGCUUUUUUUUCGAAAAAAAAAAGGUCGUUUCGACUAAUUAUCGAAUUGAAUAGGUUUUUUCGGGAGGUAAAAUAUGUAUGUUCAAGGUUUUUAACUACCUUAGCCUAGACAUCCAAAAAAUAGCCAUUAACAAAAACCUGGGCAGCUGAUAGAUAUAGGGCUCUCUAUUUGUGCACCUGUUCCCCCCAUCCAAAUCUACCGUAUUUAUAUCCGCUUCAAUGAUAAUUACUACCUCUUUUCCCCUUUUGUCAAGUCAAUCACAUACAGUACUCUCAUUCUCUUUUUGUCUGUAUAUAGAGAAAGAGAGAUAAUUAGUGUGGUCGGAGGCGGCGGUAAGAAGAAAAUGAUUACCCAUCGGGUGGAAAUGGAUGGAUGAUAUAUUGAAUUGUGAAAAGGGGAGCAAUUAGUGAAGAUGACUGAGUGACACCCGAAACAGAAGAAAAGGUAGAAAAGGAAAACAAUAUGAAUAAGAAAAGAAAAGAAAUUAUGAUGAAGAUGACGAUGAUGACUACCGACAGAUGAACAAUGUAAACACCUGCACCAGGUGGACGGGGGGAACUCUUAUGGAAAGGAAAAGAAAAGUGCAUGGAUAAAAGGGUCCCCCGGAAAUUGUCAGGGUUCAGAGAAUCUGGAGGCUGUCAGACAAGCCAGAGUUUUGAAUUUCAAAAAAAAAAUCAAAAGGGUUUUUAGGCGAUGUUACUUGAGAAGUAGGUUCUCUAGACACGGGUACUUGACAAUUAGAAUUUUAAGGCGCGCUUCCUUGCCAGUUUAAGUCUCUAGGAGACACUACUUGAAAUAUCAGCUGUAUAGACGCGAGUCCUAUACGAUUUAGGUUUCUAGGCGUUGCUCCUUGACUUCAAGAAUUUCUAGGCUUGCCUGCUUGACAUGGAAGCUUUUAAGGCUCUGAUCCUUGUCAGGGUCGAUUUGAGGCCGCGGGCCCUAGAUUAGCAAAACCUUUAAAAAAUUUGAAUUUUGAUUUUCCAAAAUUAAAAAAAAUUGUAUCUCCCACCAGACUUCUGAACUUUUCCACACUCCCAGCCCAAGUUACUACUGUACUCUACCUCCUUUCAUUGUUGAUUGACCUCAAUUAUUGUUAUUUUUCUUCGAUGUUAAUAACAACACCGAUAAUUGAACCUAAGAUCGAACCGAACAUGAUGAUCACUCCGGCCGCCCGCCUUGACUCAAAGUUCUUUUUCCCACUAAUUACCGAAAUACAAAAGGUGGUACAACCUUGAGGCGAAUCGUGCUAAUUUACUUUUGAUGCACUUUUGCAAUAUGAUUCGAUGCGGUCAUUUUCUUUUCUUCCAAGAUACUGUAGAUAUUAUAUAUACCGACGGAACAAUAGAAUAGGUUAGGUUAGGUUAGAAAAUAAAACGCAAAGAUAAUUAGAGGGACGGUGUUUUGCAAUUUGAGACGAAGAAGAAGAAGACAGUGUUUUGGAAACGUUCUAUUAUAUAACAACAGAGGGUUCCGCAGGCAGCGGAUAUUGAACUCGACACCUUGCACUUGACAGUGUCUACUGUUGCCACUGUGCCAUUUAACCACUUUAUAUCCACAAAACCAUGAUUUUUAUCGUUUGUCUGUUUGACACGGUUGUUUAGCAGCUGUCUUUGUGACAUCCAAUGACCUCAUAUUCACAAGAUGACAACUAAGAUAAGCGAGGUAGUAGUUACAAGAAAAAGGAAGGAAAGAGAUGAGUAGAACGAACCAAUUAUAGUAGUAUUAGUUGAAGAGGGUGUUAUUAACGAUAUGAUGAUUGACUAGGGGCCGGUUUUGGGGAGGGCACGCGUGCGCACGCGGAUUAUAAGAUACGGUAGAUAAUUGGGCAGGUGAAGAAAAGGAAAAUGAUGAUGAUGAUGAUGAAGAAGAAAAAAUGUUUGGUUGACGACCAAAAAAUUGAGGAUUGAUGGGGAUUUCUAGGCAUAAAAAUCUGAAAAUUAGGGCACAAAACUCUCAGCUAAAUUUUGACCUGAAAACCGUAAAUUUUUAGGUUAAAUUUGGUUCUAAAUAUCCCCAAAUUUACUCAAAUUUGAGCUGAAACAUCUUAAAAUUGUUUUAUUCAAAAAGCUUCAAAACUAUAAAAUCUUCUCACUAAAAAAAUUCCUACCAAUUUUUCAAAUUCAAUUUUUUUGCAGACUCAUCGACCUGUUCAUAUGCGCAAAGAUUUCAUUCAACAAAGAUUCCGCCGAAAAAUCAAAGAAGAUGAUGUAAGUCACCCAUAUUUUCCAUAUGACUUUCCCUAACUUCUCAAUAUUUUGCAGGUAUCAAAUCAAAACGCAGUGUUCAGUCAACUUCUAGCCAUGUCUCCAAUGACAUCUGGAAAUGGCUCAAAUACACCAAACGCCUUCUCAUUUUUGGAGCAAUUCAAUCAACUCAAUCAAGUUCAGGAGCAAUUGAAUAGCAGUGCACCCGUCUAA